Molecule: messenger RNA, 2007 nt
Organism: Perca flavescens (yellow perch)
Lineage: Eukaryota; Metazoa; Chordata; Actinopteri; Perciformes; Percidae
Gene: zic6
Product: zic family member 6
Exons: 2
Coding region: 117-1700 (527 amino acids)
Biological process (GO): regulation of transcription by RNA polymerase II
Cellular component (GO): nucleus
Molecular function (GO): RNA polymerase II cis-regulatory region sequence-specific DNA binding; DNA-binding transcription factor activity, RNA polymerase II-specific
Source: RefSeq, a predicted model, not a curated record
AAUUUCACAUGCAGAUGAUACACAAACAGGGAAAAUGGAAAGAGGAUUUGUAGGUGAAUCCUGAGUGCUGAAUUCGGUUGAUUUUGCAAACUCAUAACCAAACCAACAACAAAAAAAUGACAAGCCUUUCGAGGUUUAGUGGCUGCCCUCUCUCUUGCGUCAACCCCGGGGAGAGCAAUACUGAACCCAGCGUGGUGCUGCCACCUUUGGCAGGGGAGCACAUGGGACUCCCCACUGGCAGUUCCUUAAAACUCUGCCCCUCGCACAAUUUGCGAGACUAUCCCGAGACGAGGUCCAGUGCAUAUGUUGACCAUUCGUUUCCCAGUUCUUCAGACUCUGGAUACCCCAGCCACCGCUUAGAGCACAGCCCUAGGGGCAUUAUCAUUGGAGCCAAUCUUUCUGGAGCCGGCAUGCCACCCGUCACUGAUCAACUGGCAUCAAGAGCUAACCAACAUGGCGGGAUUGGAAGGUACCGUGACUUUCCUGGCUACAGAGACAACCGAAGCCAUGCUUUUUUCUCAAGUUAUCAGGAGCAGGCCCACGCCUCCACCGACGCAUCUCGAGAUUUUGGCAGCCAGAUGAUGCUGGGUAUACCUGGCGACCUCCUCGGCCGGACGCACCCUUAUGGCCAAACUAUCAACCCCAAGGGAAACAGCCAGCAACUUGUCUCACAAUUCCUGGGUCUGUACAAACCCCUCAACAUGGCAAUUCAGCGUGGAGGCGGCGACGCUUUCCUCAGGUGCUCUAAACAAACAGUGAAGCAUGAGCUGGUGUGCAAGUGGAGUGACGGCCAAGAGGGGGCUGGGAAGCUUUCUUGCUCCAGAGCCUUCGGGACCAUGUAUGAACUUGUCACCCAUGUAACAGUGGAGCAUGUCGGAGGACCAGAUCACUCUGAAUAUGUGUGUCACUGGGAGAAUUGUGCGAGAGACAGGAAGCCUUUCAAAGCCAAAUACAAGCUGGUGAACCACGUCAGAGUCCACACAGGGGAAAAGCCCUUUCCCUGCCCCUUUCACGGCUGUGAGAAAGUUUUUGCAAGAUCAGAAAACCUAAAGAUCCACAAGAGGACUCACACAGGUGAAAAACCUUUUAAAUGUGAGUUCGAGGGCUGCAACCGGAGGUUUGCGAACAGCAGCGACAGAAAGAAGCAUUCUCACGUGCACUCCAGUGACAAACCCUACAUGUGCAAGGUCAGGGGCUGUGACAAGUGUUACACCCACCCAAGCUCCCUACGCAAGCAUAUGAAGCUCCACUGCAACAAGACCCACGUCGCCGAAAGCGAUGACGCGCGUCCCGGGGACGGGGGUCACGUUGCGGAGGCCAGGUCAUCCCGAGUCCCCGAUGGAGCCCAUAUCAGCCCUCCUCACCCUCCCACCUCAACUCAAGAAGUCCCCCUGUCCCCAGAGAGUCGAGAUGAUUCGACCUCGAGGUCACGUUUCCAUCACACGUUUGACAGCAGUUUGGACUACUCCACACACAGGUCACAGCCCCUCUUGGACCCUUUGUUGCUACAAAGAGGCAGCUACAGGUCCCAGUCCUCCCAGUACCCCUGCGGCCAGACAGGUCACACUUUUGCCCAGAGCUCAAGGACUUUCCCCACCACUUCUCCCUUUCAGAAAAGUAUUGUCAACGGAUGGUACACAUGCCACAGCGGCGUGGACUCCUUCCCACCAAAGCAAUGUAACAACAUCCCGUCUCUGUGAGUUCCUGUUAGGACACAUGCGGGCGACCUACCCUAUUUUUCGGGCCUAUUUUUCAUGUUAUAGCCUAAAAAAAACGUUCAGCUGUAUCUAUAUUACUCUCUGAAUUUUUGUGAAUGUAGUAUCAAAUAUUUUGUGACACGUCCUGAGUCGUCCUAUUGAAAUAUUGCAUUGUGCAAUGUGGGCGAGCUUUAUGUGUUGUUGUGAGGCCUGUUUGUUUGGGUUUGGCUUGUAGCCACAUCUCUCCCACAGUGGGUUAUAGGAACUUUUACAAAGUUUAUAUGCCUAAUUGUUCGCUGUGUUACGUAAU